UUUAUGUAUUUGCAAAAGAUGGAUCCACUUUAUUGGCCUGCCACCCUAGAGCCCAACUGCUGUGGGUGUGGUGUAAAGUCGGUUCCCCUGGACAGGGGGUCAUUAUAGAUCAACUCAACUGGAAAAGAUACUGAUUGAUGGAGAUGUCCGGCAGUCCGGCUGAGGGCCCACGGAGGACCAGGACUGUAAAAAGGAAGAUGUGGGGGGGGCUGAGGCAAAAAUGGAAGCUACUGGGCCUGUUUGAGAUCGACCAGCAGCAUGAGUUCUACAGCCUCACCUGCAUGAUGAAGGAAGGGCUUUCUGCGGCCGUGCAGAACGCCAUCGACAACCCGGCACCGGAUGAAUUAUCAGAAGAUGACUACAGACUGGAAGUCACUCAAAUACAUAAGGACUUUGUGAUGGAGACUUUUGCCGGGCCAGUGUUUGCCAGCCUGCGACGCUCUCUGGGUAUGACGGAGAAAGACUACCAGGACUCACUCUCCUCCGACGGCUCGUACCUGCAGUUCAUCAGCAACUCUAAAAGCAAGGCAGACUUCUUCCUCACGAACGAUAAGCGUUUUUUCCUGAAGACGCAGAACAAGAGAGAGGUGCAUUUCCUCCUGUCCAACCUGAGAAUUUACAUGGAACACCUAGAGAAGUAUCCCCAUUCACUGCUCGUCAAAUUCUUGGGUGUCCACAGGAUCAAAAUUCCUCAUAGGAAAAAGAAGUACUUUAUUGUAAUGCAGAGUGUUUUUUACCCUGAUGAUCGAAUCAACGCCAGGUAUGACAUCAAGGGCUGCGAGGUGAGCCGCUGGACUGACCCCGCCCCAGAGGGAAGCCAGGUCAUCGUGGUCCUGAAGGACUUGAAUUUUGAAGGCCAGUUUAUCACCCUGGACCAGCAGCGCCCGUGGCUGCUCCGGCAAGUGGAGAUCGACACGUCAUUCCUGCAGAGACUCAACGUGCUGGACUACAGCCUCCUGGUGGCCCAUCAACCCUUGCACCAGGACGAACGCCACCAGGGCCACUCUUUCGCCACCCUUAUCAUGCGCACGAAAAAGUCUUGGUCUUUCAUCACAACAAAACAAAUGACUUCCAGGUCAGUGAUCACUGGCUCAAGCCCCACCAAUGCGGGGACACCCACGGUUCCAGGGGCAGUCCCAGAGGAAGACUCCACCCUGUUGCUGUCGGAGACAGACAACAGAACCGGAAGUCGCAGCGCCGCGGAGUCACAGCGAGGGAGCGACCUCGGCAGUGCCUUUUCAGGAAGACCCUGUACUGAGCAGCCGGCCGGCACGGUAACUGAUUCGAUGGAGCUGCCGGAUUUCCAGGCCCAGAACCGCCGGCUGCUGCCCAACUUCAAGAACCCUCUGCAUGUCAUUGAUGGACCAGACCAACGCUACUUUGUGGGCAUCAUUGACAUCUUCACCGUCUACGGCUUCAAGAAGAGGCUGGAGCACUGGUGGAAGAGACUGCGGCACCCAGGAAAGGCCUUCUCCACCGUCAGCCCCCCCGCGUACUGUCUAAGGCUCUGCCAGUGGGUACGGGACCAUACCAAGUAGACUCGGAAAGGGGGGUGGCAGCGUGGUUUCUCACACUGUUAGGCUGCCUGGUUAUUUUCAUGUUUUCAGAUGUCCAGACCAAACCCAAAACAAACUUAAACCAUCACAUGGAAAUAUAAAAUUACCUUCCACAGACAAACGAGUUCUUCUUUUCAUAUAAUUUAUUAUUUAACAAAUAAAGAGGUGCAGCAUGAAAGUCAGGUGCUAUAAAUAGAAUUUCCUAAGUAUAAUAUAUUAAAAGAAAAUAUAUAUUGAAUUAAUUUAAAUUAGCAAAUCAGUGAUGAAAACCAAAAUGAUUUGACAGAUGUGCCACCUGUUUUUUUGUUUUUGUAUUUUAUACAUUAGACUUGUGGAUUAUAUAUAUAUAUAUAUAUAUAUAUAUAUUGUUUUUUUACAAUUUAGCUUUGCAGUGUUGAUACCUGUACAAUAUGGUUGUCUUUUUUUUCUUAUUAUUUUUUAUUUUUAAAGCUGACCAAGUGAUAUACUCACCCAAUACCACUAUCCAUGAUGGUGGUUCUGCAAGUAUAUACCUUAUAUUGUUUUCACACUUGGUCCCUUUCAGACAAUUUUGGAGAACCCAUUGUGGUUCCCUUAUAUUUUUGGUGCAGUGUGAAUGCACCAAAGAGGUGGUCUGAGUUCGGUUCACUUGAAGUCCCUGGUUCGGUUCUCUUGUCUGGUGCAACGUGAACACAAGGCUUGUCAGGUUUGCUUAUGAAUAUUCCUAUACAAGGCUACUGGAGUGCCAUUUUUCCUGCCUUGGCCCCUUCAGUGCCAUGAAGUAAAAAAAUAUGGUGUGCAGGUUGGCAGUACAAUUUGUUUUAGUUGUUUGUCCUGUAACGUUUUCAUUAUAAUUAGUCUACAGCAUGUUUUUUUUUAAAACAAAUGCGAAGCAUUCUCUUUAAAAGUUUAGUAAUUACAUCCAUAGAUGUCCAAAAACUGUUUCUGACAACAUGGCUUGUCUUGUACUCUGCAUUUACCCUGAAAGCAAUGAGUGAAUGUAGAAAACUCAGACCGCAAAAAUGUUGAAGUGAACUGGCAAGAGAGCCAAAAUAGUGUGAACACAAUGACCACUGACACUAGAGGUCAAAGUGUGUAAACACCCAUUUAUUUAUUUAUUUAUUAAUUGUGCGAUUAUGGCAAGGUCAGCAUGAAGACGUAGGUUUAAAAGUGAUGACAAAUGCCAUUUUAUAAGACUACCUGAUUGUUUGGAUCAAUAACACUUUCUUUAAAAGGAUAGUUCACAGUUGUCCGUGGACAGAAAUGUAUUCUAUUUAACAGAAUUCACUUUACUUCCUUUUUGAAUGUAGCAAAAUGUCAAUGUAUAAUAUAGAAAAAGAAUAGGCCUUUAUUUGAAGACUGGGAUAUGUGGUACUAUUCAUCACAUACUUAACUCUUGUUAAGGUACUCCAUCCAUGCUGUAAUGGUGUGGACGGCUAACUCUUGCCACCACCAAUAUUUUCCCGGCUCAGUUUGUUCACUCCUUCUGUGCCUGUGCCUUCUGUCUGCAAUAGAAAUGUGUUGAAACCUCUGCCCAAUGCAUAAAAAACUUUUAAGGAA
Molecule: messenger RNA, 3095 nt
Organism: Esox lucius (northern pike)
Lineage: Eukaryota; Metazoa; Chordata; Actinopteri; Esociformes; Esocidae
Gene: pip5kl1
Product: phosphatidylinositol-4-phosphate 5-kinase-like 1
Exons: 11
Coding region: 138-1538 (466 amino acids)
Biological process (GO): phosphatidylinositol metabolic process
Molecular function (GO): phosphatidylinositol kinase activity
Source: RefSeq, a predicted model, not a curated record